Molecule: messenger RNA, 1307 nt
Organism: Pistacia vera
Lineage: Eukaryota; Viridiplantae; Streptophyta; Magnoliopsida; Sapindales; Anacardiaceae
Product: protein SGT1 homolog A-like
Exons: 10
Coding region: 94-1134 (346 amino acids)
Biological process (GO): protein stabilization; defense response to fungus
Cellular component (GO): cytoplasm; nucleus
Molecular function (GO): protein-folding chaperone binding
Source: RefSeq, a predicted model, not a curated record
GCUUACUCUGUGGAUCUAUUAUUGAAGCUUUUUUGAUGGGUUUCCGUGAUUGUGAUCGUCUUUAUCCUUAAAGCACGAGAGUGAACAGUAAGAAUGGCCAGUGAUUUCGCCAAGAAGGCUGAAGAAGCAUUCUUUGAUGACGACUUUGGACUUGCCGUUGACUACUAUACUAAAGCCAUUGACCUCAAUCCCAAGAGCGCAGAUCUUUUCGCCGACCGAGCUCAAGCCCAAACUAAACUUAACAGCUUCAUUGAGGCUGUUGCUGAUGCAAAUAAAGCUAUUGAGCUGGACCCAACAAUGGCCAAGGCAUAUUUGCGUAAGGGCGCUGCCUUUAUGAAGCUUGGAAAAUAUGGUAGUGCUAACGCAGCUCUUGAAAAAGGUUCCUCUUUGGCACAAAAUGAUUCAAGAUUUACCAGGUUGAUUGAAGAAUGUGAUAAGCAUAUGGCAGUGACCACUAUUCAGGCUAAGCCCUCGACAUCAAAUUUGCCUCCAAGCACCUCAUCUGUUUUGGAGCCAAUGUCAUCAGUCGGACCAAAAUACAGACAUGAAUACUACCAGAAGCCCGAGCAAAUUGUUUUGACUGUAUUUGCAAAGGGGAUACCAGCAAAACAUGUAGCUGUUGAUUUUGGGGAACAAAUUUUGAGCGUUACUAUUGAUGUCCCUGGUGAAGAUGCUUAUCAUUUUCAACCUAGAUUGUUCGGAAAGAUAAUACCUGAGAAGUGCAAUUAUGAAGUAAUGUCAACCAAAGUUGAAAUCCAUCUGGCAAAAGCUGAACCAAUUACCUGGCCAUCCCUUGAAUAUAGGAAGGAAAUUACUAUUAUUCAGAAAGCUAAUGUACCUUCAGUUGUGUCUCAGAGGCCCACAUACCCCUCUUCAAAAUCAAAAACAAUAGACUGGGACAAGCUGGAAUCACAAGUGAAGAAGGAGGAAAAAGAUGAGAAACUGGAUGGCGAUGCUGGAUUGAAUAAACUUUUCCGAGAUAUUUACCAAAAUGCAGAUGAAGACAUGAGAAGAGCUAUGACAAAAUCUUUUUAUGAGUCAAAUGGGACAGUGCUUUCAACAGACUGGAAAGAUGUGGGUUCAAAGAAGAUUGAAGGUAGUCCACCUGACGGUAUGGAGAUGAAGAAAUGGUAGUACUAAUAGGUGCCGUUGCGCCAAGUCAAUUUUUUUUUUUUUUUUUUUUGAAUUAAAUUUUGGUGUGCUUGGGAUUCAUCAUAAUUUGUUGUUUUGGUAAUUAAUUUGACUGCAAUUUGCCAGUGGAUUACAUUUUAUGAAAAAUUACGCUUCUGCCUUUUUGUUUUCCUUUA